CCGCAGUCGCCAUCGUAUAAUGUAUCUGUGUAUAACUACCGGGCCGUUUCUUGGAUUUUGAUGACCUUUUUCCCACCAAAAAGCUGACAUUUCAUACUUGGAUCGUAGACGUUCUGCUCUGGAGUUGUGUCGAGGGACCGUUAGGGUAGAAGAGGCAACAUGCCGAACAGAGCAGACGACAUCAUGAAGGGGUUCAAAUUAAAUUGGAUGAAUUUACGAGAUGCAGAGUCAGGGAAGAUACUGUGGCAGGGAAGCGAAGAUUUAUCACAACCCGAGACGGAACACGAAGCCCGGGUACCAAAGAAAAUACUCAAAUGCAAAGCCGUGUCGCGGGAAAUCAAUUUCUCCUCGCUGGAAAAGAUGGAGAAGUUUAGGCUAGAACAGCGAGUCCUCUUCAAAGGAAAAUGUCUGGAAGAAUGGUACUUUGACUUUGGCUUUGUAAUACCCAACUCAACCAACACAUGGCAGUCUCUGAUAGAAGCAGCUCCUGAAAACCAAAUGAUGCCUGCAAAUGUACUCAGUGGGAGUGUUGUCAUAGAAACCAAAUUCUUCGAUGACGACCUUCUUGUAAGUACAUCCAAAGCCCGCCUCUACUACGUCUGAGAGCUGUCGGGUUCAAUUAGACUUAAACUAAUGGAGCACCGAGACACACCAUCAUCAGGUUUUUAUUAGUAUUUUUCUUAUAAAACGAAAACAAAAAAACCUCCACACUGGUGAAACCUUUUGGCCAGGCCUUCGUGUUUGUGGAAAACUUUUUUUUAUAUAUAUCUGACGUUAUCAAUAGAAUGCAAUCUUGACCUUGUAGAGUAAAUGACCCUAAUGUGACCUUUGACCUCGUGAGCGGGGUGGCAGAGGUAGAAAAAAAAACUUGCGCUCUUUAGAAAGCUAAUUUUAAGUUUUACAAGUACAGUUAAUUGGUGUCAUUUACAUUUAAAAAAAUUGGUUCGAUCUUUGAGGCAUGGGGUAAAUAUUUGGUGGUUACAAUAUGGGCGUUUGAAUAUAACACAGUGCGUCCCCCACAGUUCAACCAGGAAUAAGCCGGUUAAGCUUAAGUUCAUUUGUCGCAGUGGUUUGCAUGGAGAUAACUCAGCUAGGGCAUAUUUCUCUGCAGUACAGGUUUAUAGCAUAAGGUUGUCCAGUGAAUAUUUUUUCACACUGGCUCAUGGCAGUCAUUGCCAAGGUCCUGAACUUCCAGCUUCCAAUGCAGAGUUGAGUUACGGGUGUGAUAUUUUGAUUUGACCGCAUUUAGGUAAAAAUAGGGAGUUUUAGUUUUGGACGACAGAUGAUUCCGCGAAGGUAAUGAUGACAUUUGGCGUCAUCUGCGCAUGCGUCGGCUUUGAGGAAGGUAGUCCCUCAAUUUCUACGACAGUACU
Asterias rubens (European starfish) is the source of this 1373-nucleotide messenger RNA. RefSeq names its product retinal rod rhodopsin-sensitive cGMP 3',5'-cyclic phosphodiesterase subunit delta-like. The coding region runs from base 160 to 603 and encodes 147 amino acids. Gene Ontology annotation, biological process: sensory perception of light stimulus. Gene Ontology annotation, cellular component: cytoplasm. Lineage: Eukaryota; Metazoa; Echinodermata; Asteroidea; Forcipulatida; Asteriidae. The transcript is spliced from 5 exons. The record is from RefSeq and is a predicted model, not a curated record.